Pochonia chlamydosporia 170 is the source of this 270-nucleotide messenger RNA. Its product is annotated as dolichol phosphate-mannose biosynthesis regulatory protein (DPM2) domain-containing protein. The record is from RefSeq and is a predicted model, not a curated record. Gene Ontology annotation, biological process: GPI anchor biosynthetic process. The transcript is spliced from 3 exons. Gene Ontology annotation, cellular component: dolichol-phosphate-mannose synthase complex; endoplasmic reticulum membrane. Bases 1 to 270 code for a protein of 89 amino acids. Gene Ontology annotation, molecular function: enzyme regulator activity. NCBI's taxonomy places the organism in Eukaryota, Fungi, Ascomycota, Sordariomycetes, Hypocreales, Clavicipitaceae.
AUGAUCGACAAACUAGUCGGCCUCGCCAUGCUCGUGGCUGCCUCCGUCGUCUUCCUCUACUACACAAUAUGGACCCUGAUCAUGCCCUUUGUCGAUGAGUACCACGCCCUGCAGGACUUCUUCCUCCCCCGCGAAUGGGCCAUCCGCAUCCCCGUCAUCCUCGUCCUUCUGGGUUCGGCUGUCGUUGGAUCCUUCUUGGGUCUCGUCAUGAUUAGAAGCAACAGGAAGAAGGCGGCCAAGGCCAAGGCCGCUACUAAGAAGAAGAACUAA